Molecule: messenger RNA, 3680 nt
Organism: Colletes gigas
Lineage: Eukaryota; Metazoa; Arthropoda; Insecta; Hymenoptera; Colletidae
Product: zinc transporter ZIP3-like
Exons: 4
Coding region: 939-2480 (513 amino acids)
Biological process (GO): zinc ion transmembrane transport
Cellular component (GO): plasma membrane
Molecular function (GO): zinc ion transmembrane transporter activity
Source: RefSeq, a predicted model, not a curated record
UAAUUUCGUUUCUGUAGUCUCGAGAGUCGUGUAUUAUAUUUAAUUGAUCGAAUGUUAUGAAUAUUGGUGUUGGAAUAUUUUCCUGCGCGAGUGUAUAGUGCGAGGGCACUGUAUGUACAUAGGUACCUGGAAACGGCUCGUGUUGGCCUCUAUGUACGAGACGAACACCAGCGUGAAUCAACGCUCGGGGAAGGAGAGAGAUGGUUCUCGCGUGUUGGUAGGGAAGCACAGAGCAUGGAAGGGGUAGAGAGCAGGAAACGAUUCGGCUUGGACUAUGUAAGACGCGAGGGGAUUGAGUCGAGUCCCCGACCAGCCCCGGAGUACCCGAUUCACCGUCGUACCGCGUGGAACUAUCGUUACUUCGACAGAGUUGUCGCGAGAGUUCCCUCCAGUUCUCUUUUCCGCUUCGCGGAAAGAGAAACCGAUCGAGAACGACGCGGAAAGUGGGAUCCGUCGCGGCCAGGAUCGGUGCUCGUCGAACCGAGCUAUCGUGGUUCCUCGUUCUAGGUUCCUCGAGUGUGUAAAUCGCGCCAGGAGCGUCUUAACGAUUCGCAUAACUGUACAAUAACGGGCAUUAAUGAGCCUCGUGAGCUCGAGCGAAAGGUACCUUAGGUAUCUUUCCGUUUCAAAAUCGUCGUACGCGUCAAGUGAAAAAGUGGCCGCGCAGUUAGUCGUUUGAAUAAACAGAAAAGUGGAGUGUGGAACACCUGCGAGUCGGAGUUUGAAGGCCGACAUGCCGAUCGGACGAAGACGCUUAGGCAAAGGAUGCAACGAACAAAUUAACGGAACGAUUUGAACACGCUGGCCGUGCCAACCUAGGGAUUAGGUUCGAAACGAUGACGUACGAGCAUCGAGACUGAGGAGCCCGAAAGAUCGAAAGGCUCAUUCCGUUCGAUAUCUUGGAAUAUCUUUGAGCAAUUAUUGUCUCGUGACAAAGGAUGGAGGAGACAACAACGUCCACGAUUCUACUUGUGGCGAAGAUAGGGGCGAUGGUGGGUCUGGGAUUUGGAUCGUUGAUCCUUGGCAUGCUGCCUUUGAUAGUUGGAAGGUACAGGAUGAAUCAUCGUCAAAAACGACACCGCGGGAUUUCGAGCAAUUCCAGCACUUGCACGUCGACUUCUGUUUCGAACGCGUUCUCGUCGAGCGUCAACUCCGCGUCGUCGACAACGGAUUCGCAAGGUCUUCAUACGUCGUUGUUGCUGUGCUUCGGCGGGGGCGUCCUCCUGUUCACCACGUUCCUGCACCUGGCGCCGGAAGUUCGCGCCAGCGUGGAAAGACACCAGACGAACGGUCAGCUUCCGACGCUUGGCACGCUGAGUCUCUCCGAGUUGCUCUUCUGCGGCGGUUUCUUCCUCGUCUACCUCGUCGAGGAGGCGGUGCACGCGGCGCUGACGGGCAAACCCGAGUCCUCCGAGGCGUUGCUCUACAGAACGGUGUCUGUGCGCAGAUGCAACAGUCAGACGGGCGCGUCGGCGACCACGUCGACCGGCUCGACCACCACGGUGUCCACCACCACAAAGUCCACGUGGCGGGAGGACAACGACGAGUCGCUGGACGACACGGAGUCCAACAAACGAUCCGGCCAUCGUUUGGAGGAUCAUCGGGACGGCAAACACGAUAAGACGCUGCCAGCGAUAUUUAUUCUGUCGUCGCCGACGGCCCUCGCGGCCGAUCGUCGUCGGAACGACGCGGAAUCGAACAACUACCCGAGGACGAAGCACGGCGAGCACAAACAUACCGCGAUAACGAAGAACACGUCCGUCCAAGGGCUAUUGACCGUUCUGGCGCUAUCGUUCCAUGCCAUCUUCGAGGGACUGGCCGUCGGGCUGGAGCCCUCUAUCGGCUCGGUGGUCUACCUGGCCGCGGCUAUAGCCACGCACAAGCUGGUCAUCUCGUUUUGCGUCGGUAUGGAGUUGUACGUGGCUGGUGCCUCCACCAGAACCACCUUAGGAUACCUGACGAUAUUCUCGAUGGUGACGCCUAUAGGCAUCGCCGUCGGUUUGGCUCUGGGCCACUUCAAGAACGACAGCGAGAACCUGGGACCGACACCGACGAUACUUCAAGGAAUGGCUGCCGGCACGUUGCUCUACGUAGUCUUCUUCGAAGUUCUGGCACGCGAGAGAGCCAACGAGAAGAGCGGGCUCCUGCAACUGUCCGCCAUAAUCAUCGGUUUCAUGCUGAUGUUGGGCCUGCAAAUCGCCACUGCUCAUUCUCAUUCGCAUUCGCAUUCGCACGGCAGCCAUUCACACGUGCAUGGACAAGAGGAUGAACAUCACCACGAUGACGAUGACGAUCACGAGUUGGAUUCCCACGAGCACAAACAUUCCAACACAUCCAGCGAACGAUUACUCACGGACACGAUCGGGAGAGUGACGGAAAACAUCGCGGAGGCGUUUAGCAACCUUUUAUCCGCCUCGAUGAAGGGUGUUCCAUCGAGGGACGGUAACGAAACGACGAUAUCGCGUACGGAUCGCAGCUAAAAUUUGCUCGCGCGAGGGUGGAUCCCUUGACCGAGUCACCGAUAGUUCCUUCGUGGGAUACGAAUUCUCCCGAUCGGUACUUACUUUCGGGAACCAAUCGUGCUACUUAGAAUACACACCGAUAGUUUCUUGGGCAACCAUUCGGUCGAACGUGAUGGCGAAAAGUCUCUAUUAAAGAAGAAGGACAGUAUUAUGAAUUUAUUCGAGGCGGGAGAAAGCAAAUAAUGAAUAUAUGUAUACUUGAAAAUUUUGAGUCGACGUCUCUACUCGAAAUUAGGUAAAAAUAUCGAAAGUCUCGCCACGGAACAUCGAUUGGGCAACCCUGUGUAUCUUGUACGCUAUUAUCUUCGAUAAUAGAAUCGUGAUACAUGUUUUUUUUUCUUACACGACCUAGUACCGCGGUCACGCGUUUGUGGAACGAAACUUUCGACUUCGGUAUUCGACUUGGACUAGAAUAACGUCUCGAAUAUUUACUCGAAAUUUUCGUGUAUAUGCACACAUUCUUACAGAAUAAUAUGUAUAUUCUCGCUCUUGUGUGUAUCGUAUAAGUGUUCCAUUUAACGUAAUUCAACGUGGACAUUUACGAAACACUAUAGAAACGCGUGUAAAAUGAUCACGCGAAGGGAGAAACUGUUGCCAAUAUCUUUAAAGCGGUAAAUACAUGUGAUACGAUUCACGAGAACAUCGUGCGAUCGCGUUACUUAUUCUAUUUUUUUAUGUAAUAUAGACUGUAUGGUAUAUCCAUAUCGAUUGCUACCUUUUAUACUGUAAUUAGGAAAAUCUUAAUUGUUUGUAUAUUUAAAUACGUGCAUAUAUGUAUAUGUAUAAUGUGCAUAUUGCAUGGUAUCGUAACGAAAUGAAUUUGUAUAUUUUGCAAUUAUCGGAUGUCGAUUCUUUCGCGUUAGAAAAGAUCGAGUAUCAAAAUACAAUGUUAAACUGUGAAUAGCAUAAUUUCGAGAAUGAUAACACUGUCGGUAAUGUUUUAAUGAAAUUAGAUGUUUGCAACUUCCAUACCGUUUUCCUACCGAGCUAAGAUACGUCGCGUGUCGUCAGGAAUGAUAAUACAGUAUCAUUAAUACGAAGACAAUGGAAGUCGGAUCAAAACAUGAGAAACUACAUUCUACUACUGUUUGCAAUUCCGUUCGUACCGCGUUUAUCUUUUUAUUCGUAUACAAAUCGCGUUAACGUGACAGGUACAUC